CAAGUGCUGGACUCUCGUGGUUGUUUUGGUUGUUUUUACCCAGAAUACCCCACGCUAUAGUUGACGUCCUGCAUUUGGAGCAGUCUCCAGUCCACUAGCAUCUACAUAAAACAUUUGAACUGCAGAGUUCUCUCGACCUAGGUUUGUAGGCGGACCAGAGUUCGCUUUUGAUUUGAUUACGCAUUCCCACUUCCACAAGCGAACUGGAGUUCCGAGGCAAACAGACCAGAGUUGGAUUAAAGUGGACUAAGCAGCUUCCGAUUUACCUCCUCGCUGUUCUGAGUCGUCGUGUGAGCACUUUGAGAGCAGACAAAAGAAGGAAAAGUGGACAUGUCGAAGGGGAGAGCAAAACGAUUCCAAUCCAAGCAGACGGUGGGACCAUGAGGACCAUAGUGGCUCUGCUGCUUCUCUGUCUGUGCGAUCCAGGACGGAGUGACUGCCAGACUGACUGCCUGUCCUGCAGCAAAAUCCUGCCUAAACAGCUCAGUUUCAACGCUGUGGUGUGUUUGAUUGGAUGCAAAAGCAGCACCUCUCCUUCCUCCUCCUGGGACAUCUGCCGUAAAGCGCUGCCUUCUUCUUCCCCCGAUGGCACCGUUAGAAGAAGAUCCCAAGAGGAAGCUGAUGUCCUGCUUCCUGAGACGGAGGAGCAAAUGGAUGGGGGUCUAUUCCUGCCCAUGGCUUUGCAGAGAUUCAACCACAUGACCCGCGCACUCGACCUGAACGACAGGGGCCUGCUCAGCCAGAGCAGCCAGCUGAGCUCCCUCUACGGCUCCCAGGACGCCCUGUCGCUCGCCGAUGAAUACGAGGAGGAGGAGGAGGCAGGGGAGGAAGGGGAGGACGCCGGCAAGGCAGUGAGAGGGCAGGACGACCCGGAGCCGAGCGUCUCCAAGAGGUUCGGCGGCUUCGUCAAAGGGAGGCAUGGCUACAGGAAGUUGGUUUCUCCGGGAAGGUCGUACCAGAAGAGGUACGGGGGCUUCAUCGGAAUUCGGAAGUCGGCCCGCAAGUGGAACAACCAGAAACGCUUCAGCGAGUUCCUGAAGCAGUACCUGGGCAUGAGCACCCGGUCCACCGAGUUCGACAGUGUCUCAGGGGAGCUCACCCAGCAGAACGAGGUGUGAGGGAGCGCGCCUCCAUUAGGCCCUGCCAUGACAGACAUACCACGUGUGUUUUCAGUUGUCUUCUAUUAGAUCAGAGAACAUUUCGCAGUUAAUCUGGCAACAUUACAGUCACACAAUUUGAUUAAGUACAUGAAAAAAAAAAAAAAAAACCAUCACAGCUUCUGGUUGUAUGAAUAGCCUUCCUCCCCCCCCCACCCCCCACCCCGCCCCAAUCUUUUCUAUGUAUAGCUUCUGUUUUUUUAAAUCCUGGGUAAAGGAUUUGAAAAAUGCUUCUCUUCCUAAACUGGAAUCAUUCUUACAAUGGAAAACCUAAAUUACGUUAGAAGUUACUUUCCAUGUUUUAAAAAAGCAUAAAGAAGGAUUCGAAAACAUUUUAAACAUUUUCCAAGUUUGUAUAAGUAUGAACAUAAAAGAAAACCAUGCAUAGGAAAGUAUUUCAUUUUCCCCCCAUUUGUAUCCAUUUAAUACUUUAAGGAAGGACAGGGAAAUCUGAAAAUCUGAGUUUGGGAAAGUGACAUGGAAAUGUGUUGGAACCCUAAAGAGCUUCUGCCCUCUUGAGAUUCGCAAAGAAACUAAAUCUAAAAUUCUUGCUCUUUGAAGAAUUCUGUGGCACCUUGAAAAAAUACGGCUCACUUUUGUUUACAUCUCGUCUGCUUCGGGCGUUAUUACGGAUGAAAAUUUCUUUUUCGUAUGUCGCCAUCUAGUGGACAAAUACUUAUAGCAGUCCAAAAUGAAAUGUAAUGUCUUUUUUGUUCUUUCCUCUGUUUUUCAUGUUCUAGUCUCUUGGUGAUAAAAACUCCAGCAUCAGUGUGUGAUUUAUGUUGAAUAAAUUAAAAUGUAUAAAAAUCCACAUUUACAUUUCGUUGGUCAAUAUCUCCAGCAUCAUACUCCUGAUACAGAUGUAUUAAAGUUAUGUAACUUGAACAACUCCAGUCAGCAUGCAGCGUUCAUUCAGCCUUUAUGACAGUAAUCAGUCUUGAUUAUGUUGUUGAGCAAAAGCUUUGAUGGCCUGUUGUGUUUGAAUACUUGUGUGUCAAAAUUGUCUCUGAACUGUUACAGAUGUAAAAUGUUUUGUCUUGUAAAUAACUGAACUGAAACAUGCCAAUAAAUAUAGUUUACUAUUUCCU
This is a messenger RNA of Gambusia affinis (western mosquitofish), 2245 nucleotides long. It is a transcript of the gene pnoca, whose product is annotated as prepronociceptin a. The transcript has 4 exons. Lineage: Eukaryota; Metazoa; Chordata; Actinopteri; Cyprinodontiformes; Poeciliidae. Gene Ontology annotation, cellular component: neuronal cell body; plasma membrane; axon terminus. The coding region runs from base 381 to 1118 and encodes 245 amino acids. Gene Ontology annotation, molecular function: opioid receptor binding. Gene Ontology annotation, biological process: sensory perception; neuropeptide signaling pathway; chemical synaptic transmission. The record is from RefSeq and is a predicted model, not a curated record.